AUGCGUCUAUUGAAGCGCAGUAGCAGUGGGGGACUAAGCCUGACAGACGACCUGGUUGACGACGAUAUCCCUCGAAACUACGCCAUCCUCUCGCAUACAUGGAUACAUGGCGAGGAGGUCACAUUCGAAGAGUUUAGAAAAGGGAUGCGAAAGCACACAGUUGGGUAUAGGAAGAUCGAGUUCUGUGGAGAGCAGGCCGCUCGCGAUGGGUUGGAGCCAUCAAACUCUAUGUUUCGGUGGUAUCAUAAUGCGACACGAUGCUAUGUCUAUCUCUCGGAUGUUUCGGGACCGGUCUCUGGCGCAAACAACUCACAUCUACAACGGUGGGAGACGGAAUUUCGGAAAAGUCGAUGGUUCCGGAGAGGCUGGACUCUUCAGGAGCUGAUCGCUCCAGAGACGGUCGACUUUUUCUCCAAAGACCGAGCGUUGUUGGGAAGUAAGAAAGUACUCGAGCAGCAGAUUCGCGAAAUUACUGGAAUUCCUGUAACUGCUCUUCGAGGAUGCGUUCUAUCUCAAUACAGCGUAGCGGAGCGACUGUCGUGGGCCGAAGACCGCGAGACCACAGAAAUGGAAGACAAAGUCUACUCAUUACUGGGUAUUUUCGGCGUACAUGUGCCUCUGAUCUAUGGCGAAGGGAUAGACAACGCAUUCCGGCGGCUCCAUUUCGAGAUUGACAGAGCAUCGAAGAGCGACCAUUUCGAAGACUUUUCCGUCGGCUUUAGUCUUGCUGACGCCUCGGAGACGGAGCACUUUGUUGUGCGAGAGACAGAGCUCAAGGAAAUACACCAAACACUCAGUGGCGAUGGCAUCCGUCGCAUCGCUGUCCUUCACGGGUUGGGAGGAAUCGGCAAGACACAACUGACGGUUGCAUAUGCGAAGCAAUAUCGAGCCAACUACUCGACCGUGCUCUGGCUCAACGCCAAAGAUGAGGAUACUCUAAAGCAGAGCUUUGGCAAUGUAGCCCCGAGGAUAUUACAAGAGCACCCGUCUGCUCAACGCCUUAAUGGAGUGGAUUUGAAAGGGAGCUUAGACGAGGUGGUGGAAGCCGUUAAGGGGUGGCUAAGUCUUCCUAAGAACACAAGAUGGCUGGUCAUCUAUGAUAACUACGACAAUCCAAAGGUAGCGGGCAACACGGAUGCCGGAGCAUUAGAUAUCCGAAAAUACCUGCCAGAAUCACAUCAAGGAUCAGUUAUUGUCACUACGCGGUCGUCUCAGGUCACCGUUGGCCAUCGCAUCCCCGUCCGAAAGCUGGAGGACGUGCAGGAUUGCCUUGAAAUACUAUCAAAUGCAUCAAGGCGAGAAGGAUUGAUUGAUGAUCCCGACGCAGUCAAGCUUGUGAACGAGUUGGAUGGACUCCCUCUGGCACUUACAACUGCUGGAGCAUAUCUUGAACAAGUGACGACCAGUUUUGCAGAGUAUCUUCGUCUGUAUAACGAAUCAUGGCUGAAACUGCAGCGGAGAAGUCCUGAGCUGAGCUCAUACGAAGAUCGGACACUCUACUCUACCUGGGACAUCUCCUUUAAGCAUGUUCAACAGCAGAACCGACUUUCGGCCCAGCUCCUACUACUAUGGGCUUACUUCGAUAAUCAGGACCUCUGGUUCGAACUUCUUCGCCAUGGCGAUAUAGGUGAUCCGGAGUGGGUUCGCGAGCUUACUGAAGACCGAGUGGACUUCGACGACGCAGUUCGGGUGUUGUGCAACCACGGGCUCGUAGAAGCAAACUCGACUUCGCGGGAGAUGGUGGAGUCUCAAGGGUACAGCAUGCACAGUUGCGUACACUCGUGGACACGGCAUGUUCUAAAUCAAGAGGGGAAUGGGGAGCUGGCGAGGCUCGCGCUUAAAUGCAUCGGAUUACAUGUUCCUCUUACCUCGAGUGAUCGGUGGUGGAUUACGCAGCGACGGCUUCUGGCGCAUGCUGCUGGCUGUUCAUCGAUACUGAAAGGCGCAAAUGGCGGGAUGGAGUGGGCAUUACACAACCUGGGCGACCUCUACAAAGACCAAGGGAAACUGAAGGAGGCAGAAGAGAUGUACAUGCAAGCGCUGCAAGGAAAGGAGGAGGCACUUGGACCGAAGCACACAUCGACGCUCAACACGGCUGGAAUGAUAUCGACUAACUUUUUGACAGAAGAGGCCGCAGACGACAUGGGCGGGACAGAGGAAGCGGCCGAGAUGGUAGAUGAGAAGGAUGCAAAGAGAGGACGUCGGUCAGUUGUGAGAAGAUUUAUGCGCAAACUCGUAAGAUGA
This is a messenger RNA of Eremomyces bilateralis CBS 781.70, 2244 nucleotides long. RefSeq names its product kinesin light chain 1. Lineage: Eukaryota; Fungi; Ascomycota; Dothideomycetes; Eremomycetales; Eremomycetaceae. The transcript is spliced from 5 exons. The record is from RefSeq and is a predicted model, not a curated record. Gene Ontology annotation, molecular function: ADP binding; protein binding. Bases 1 to 2244 code for a protein of 747 amino acids.